UAGCUGAAGACACAUCUGGACCAGACGUUGCAACGCUACUCCAACGACCGUAACGUUAGUAACGGUCACCUGCCUGCUGCUUUUUAUCUAAAUAUUACUGGGCCGCCAACUAAAUCUAAAUCUCCGCAAGCGAGUUAGAGCAUCUUUUCUUACCUAACUAUGCAUAACAGACGGGUAACGUCUGAUAAGUAUUAACAUUUGUUUAUUUACUAGGUACGACCGCUCCAACGCACUUCUCCAAAUGGCCAGAAGAUGGCGGCGUUGCAAAAGCCAGCAGCAGACGAUGACAGUGCGCGUCAGAGGCAUCCAUGACCAGAGGAGGUGGGAUUUCCCUUCCUCCUUCUCCUCCUCCUCCUCCUCCUCCUCCUCAACAUCAUCCUCCUCCUCCCAGGGAUGUAUCGGCGUGCAGUGCACCUGCUUUAUGUCUUAUUUGGGUCAUCGUCCGCUGAAAUGCUCUGUUUUUACCAGUGUCAUCAAUAGCCACAGGAAAAGGUUCAAACGGCCUGUUCGGUGAGGCCUCGAUUCACUGUGAUUUAGGUUAGAGGAUGUGUUGAUUUUUCUUUCGGGGUGCAGCAGUGAGACAGCAUCUUUGCCGGGUGACACAUCAUAAUCAAUACGAGUGGAAAAGCCCCCGUAGGACACCAUGUCGGACAAAAGUGACCUGAAAGCAGAGCUGGAGCGCAAGAAGCAGCGCCUCGCCCAAAUCAGGGAGGAAAAAAAGAGAAAGGAGGAGGAGAGGAAGAAGAAAGAGGUAAGGAAGAAAUCAGAGAGCCAGCAGAAGAGAGAGAUGACCCCAGAGGAUUCAGACUUAGACCGUAAGCGCAGGGAGACUGAGGCCCUGCUACAGAGCAUUGGCAUUUCACCGGAGCCUCCUCUAGUCCAUUCUUUGCAGCCUUUAAUGUUAGAUUCAUGUUAUUUUCAUUAUUUAGUCCCGACCCCUGUGUCCCCCUCCAAAUCAGUGAGCACGCCCAGUGAGACGGGGAGCCAGGAUUCAGCUGACGGAGGAGCAGCAGGCAGGUCAGGGUUCUCUAAAAACAAGUCCCAAGCACUGAGCUCAAGGACGCUGCAGUGGGACACAGACCCCUCUGUGCUGCAGCUGCAAGCAGAUUCUGAGCUCGGGCGCAGGAUGCAGAGGCUGGGUGCCUCUAAGAUCACACAGGUAGACUUCCUUCCCAAGGAGUUGGUCUCUUACAGCAAGGAGACACAGACGCCGCUCACCGCCCACCUGUCUGAAGAGGAGGAGGAGGAAGAUGAGGAGAUGAUGGAGGUGAAGCCAGGCCCUGAGUCGGAGCAGCAGGAUGAAGACGACAACAGAGAAACCAAAGAAGGCUCGGUGCUGCGGGAGCUGACGGAGGAGGAGAGGCAGCAGAUCCUGCACUCCUCCGAGUUUCAGAGUUUCUUCGACUGCAGCAUCCGGGUGAUGGAGAGAGCUCUGGCUGAAGACAGCAACAUCUUCUUUGACUACAGCGGCCGGGACCUGGAGGACAAAGAGGGAGACUUGGGUAGCGGCUCCAGCCUGUCAUUCAGCAGACUCUUCUAUGAUGAACACUGGUCGAAACAUCGUGUGAUCACCUGCCUUGACUGGUCCCCCCAGUAUCCUGAGUUGCUGGUUGCCUCCUAUAACAAUAAUGAAGAUGCUCCUCACGAACCUGAUGGCGUUGCCCUAGUAUGGAACAUCAAAUUUAAGAAGAACACACCAGAGUACAUCUUUCACUGUCAGUCUCCCGUAGUAUCUGUGGGCUUUGCCAGGUUUCAUCCCAACCUGGUGGUGGGGGGGACUUACUCGGGACAGAUCGUCCUGUGGGACAACCGCAGUCACCGUCGGACCCCAGUCCAAAGGACCCCUCUGUCUGCUGCUGCACACACUCACCCAGUGUACUGCGUGAAUGUGGUCGGAACACAGAACGCCAACAACCUGAUCACUGUGUCUACAGACGGCAGGAUGUGCUCCUGGAGUCUGGACAUGCUCUCCCAGCCGCAGGAGACCAUGGAACUGGUCUACAAUAAAUCCAAACCCGUGGCGGUGACAGGCAUGGCUUUCCCCACGGGAGACGUUAACAACUAUGUGGUCGGGAGCGAGGAGGGCACUGUGUACACGGCAUCCAGACAUGGCAGUAAGGCGGGCAUCUGUGAGAUGUUCGAGGGCCACCAGGGACCGGUGACGGGUAUCAGCUGCCACAGCGCAGUGGGCACUGUCGACUUUUCCCACCUCUUCAUCACAUCCUCCUUCGACUGGACUGUAAAACUUUGGAGCACCAAGCACAACAAGCCUCUGUACUCGUUUGAGGACAACGCCGACUAUGUGUAUGACGUCAUGUGGUCGCCCGUACACCCGGCGAUCUUCGCCGCCGUGGAUGGCAUGGGCCGCUUGGACCUGUGGAACCUCAACAACGACACUGAGGUACCAACUGCCAGUGUAACCAUUGAGGGCGCUUCGGCCCUGAACAGGGUGCGCUGGUCGUCAGGAGGGAAGGAGGUGGCUGUGGGCGACUCAGAAGGCAGAGUCUGGAUCUAUGAUACUGGAGAGCUGUCAGUGACUCACACUGAUGACUGGGGGCGCUUCGCUCGCACCCUGAUGGAGAUCCGUGCUAACCGGGCGGACGGCGAAGAGGAGGGGCCUAUGGAGCUGGCUUCAUAGAAGAGGACUCCAAACAAAGCGGAGGGAAUCAGAGACCUGGUGUGCUUUCAUUGGUGUCACUGUAGCAUGUGAUUCUUCCCCUUUCUGUACACUUCCUGUCUGAUCCAAACAAAACCCGCGCUUUUAUUGUUUACUCUCCUGUAAAUGCAAACAGUCUGUAACUGUUGAUCUUUGAUGAUUUGUCCACCGUUAUUUAUUUGUUUACUGAUUUAAGGUGAUCAACUCGUCCACCUACAGUAUGUACAAAGUGGCAGUCUAAUAGCCUUAUGAAAUUGUGUGUACUGUAACGACGCUUUGCACUACCGUAAAAAUAAAGCAGGGUCCAUAGACUAGUCAUGUAUUGUUUACAAAAUGUCAUGUUCACUUUAUGUUGUGCUUCUUUUCUGUGUAUUAUGCCUGCAUGCAACACAUUCCUGAAAUAUUCCAGAUGCAUAAACAUGGAGCUAUUAUGGUGGCGUUUUCACACGUGGGGCUUUGUGGCUGCUUUGUGUCAGUGUUUCAGGAUGUCAGAAACUGAAUCAAGUAUUUUGUUCUGAACAAGAGCAACAACUGUAUAUUCUUUAAUGAACUGUAACAAUUAUCAAGAGAUAUAUUGUAAUGCAGAGUGGCCGCUGUUAAACCUGCUAUGUUUGCUAUUAAAGCAUAGCUGCUGAA
Messenger RNA from Micropterus salmoides (largemouth bass), 3292 nucleotides. It is a transcript of the gene dync1i1a, whose product is annotated as cytoplasmic dynein 1 intermediate chain 1. Gene Ontology annotation, cellular component: cytoplasmic dynein complex. The record is from RefSeq and is a predicted model, not a curated record. The coding region runs from base 644 to 2638 and encodes 664 amino acids. The transcript is spliced from 18 exons. NCBI's taxonomy places the organism in Eukaryota, Metazoa, Chordata, Actinopteri, Centrarchiformes, Centrarchidae. Gene Ontology annotation, molecular function: dynein heavy chain binding; dynein light chain binding. Gene Ontology annotation, biological process: transport along microtubule.